AUAUACAAGUGACAAUACACAAAAAUAGCCUCCAAAAAACUUUUCUUUUUUGUUAGUUCAGUGUUUGUUUGGCUGGUUUGCGUUGCCGCCCAAGACCCACGCCACGCACCGCGCGGCCAGUUUGAAUUGCGCGCCGCUCUUGCAAAAUUAGGUAAUUUGCGGUACGUUAGGAGCGCGCGGGGCAAGCCAGUGUUGCACAACGGCACGACACAUUGUCAUCAGUAGAGGGGGCGAAGAGUAACCGGUUCGCACAUUCCCACCCGGUUCGCGAAGGAGAGAAGAGGAAGAGAGAUAGAAGUAGAAGGGGCAAACGCGAAGUAGAAGAGGAAGAAAAGAAAAGCGCAGCUCUGUCCCGAUUCCGAAAAAAGUCUGAAAAUAGCGAAAUCCGGAACAACCAGGACACAAAGACUGCCAGAAGAGCGCCCGCAUCCCGCAUGCCACUCCCCGCCGGAUCGCGAGCGCCCGGAAUGGCCACGGAUCCGCAACAGCAGCAGCAACAAAUCCAAAAUAACCAGCAGCAGCAGCGAGUUCUUAAGCAGGAUGGAUACUUAGAUGUGGGCGAGGGGAAUGACGGAGGAGGCGGCGUUGGCGGAGUAGGCGGUGGCGCUGGAGGCGGAUCGGGCGGCACCCCCUCCCGUCCGUUCGAGAUGCGCAACGUCGUCUACCAUCCGCAGCUGAACGUGCUCCUGCUCUUCGGCCAGGGCAACACAGUCAAGGUGCUGGACGCCAACUCCGGAGUGAUUCUGCAAACUUAUCAGCUCGGCGCAAAUGGCGACAACAUACAGGGUCGCUAUAUGCCCCUCCAGGACAAGAUCCUGUUCUGGGAUGGCCACAACCUAGGCCUGCGCGGCGACUACAACGGCGUGCUCUUGCUGGACACCAUCCUGCAGGCGCCGAUUGGCCAGAACGACGACUACAUCAAGCUCGAGAUUAUACUCUCCGAGGCGAUCAUCUUCCAGAACUGCAUCAGCGAGCUGGAAAGUGAAGGACUGGAGUGUCCCUGCGAUAUCAGCAACGAGCUGACCCAGAAGAUCAACCAGGCGCAGUUGAGUGCCAAAAAGGGCAUAAAAGCACAGAGGUGGAAUACAAUCUGCUUGGAGGUGCCCUACUCCAGUUUGAAGCUGGUGGCCAACAAUGUCGUUAUUCUGCUGAAGCGGCUGGAGCGCCACAUACCCGUUUUGGCCAUCGCCUCGGCGAUCAACGAGCGCCUCACCGACAUGCUGAUGGGCUCUCGAGUGCCCGAAUUCGGCUUCGGCUACAGCAACUUCCAGCGCGUGCUGAUGCACUCCGAGUCGGUGCGGCGCCAGACCUUUGAGAAGUGGCCCCACAUGGACUACAAGUGGGCGCUACCAGAUCAGAUGGCCCAAGCUGGUUUCUACCAUCAGCCAUCCUCCUCGGGGGAGGACCGUGCCAUGUGCUUCACCUGCAACGUGUGCCUCGUCUGCUGGGAGAAGACCGACGAGCCGUGGAGUGAGCACGAGCGGCACUCGCCGCUCUGCCCGUUUGUCAAGGGCGAGUACACUCAAAACGUUCCACUCUCCAUCACCUACGCAACCAAUCCGGCCCUUCCUGCGCCGGGUCUCGGAUUUGAUAUCAUUUCGAACAGCGACUACGCCAAUGUCUUGUGCACCAGUUGCUCCCAAACCGGAGAGCUGAGCGUGUGGAGCAUCGAACGCCAUCUGAAGCUGAUGCACAGCAUCCAUGUGCCCACUCUGCUCAAGGACGUCUUCGAGGAGAGCUUCGAGUGGGCCCGGGUGACUGCGAUUUGUGUGCUCCCCAACGCCAGGGCACGCACCAAGGUAAACUACGUUUACUCGUCGGCGAAUUACGGAGGACCGUCGGGCGGAAGCGUGCCUGGCUCUCAUUCGGGCUCCACAGCCGGCUCGGGUGGAAAGUUUGGCAACGUGAAUGGCCAGACCAUAACAUCCACUUCCACACUGCGCGCUGGCGUCGUCGGCUCGAAGAUUGUGCUCGGGGUGAGUGUGCGCCAGAGCAGCGGCGAACUAGCCCUGCGAAUGGUGGUGCUCAAUGUGGUAGAGGCGGACCGAUCGAGCACCAGCGAGACCUCGGCCAGUGCGAGCAACGACAGCGGCAGCGUGUCGAGUAUGGGUGGUCAACUCAUGAAGUCCUCGUCUCCGAUGGUGAACGCAACCAACGAAACAAAUGCGGCUGUCACCCAGGUGAACAUGGAGUCGAAGGACGACGACAACAAAGCCAUGACGCCCUAUGAGAAGUUUACCGACGGAUUCGACAGCAAUGGCUUCGUCUCGGCUCUCAUGACCUACAACAAGAACAACGGGGUUAGCCAGAACACGGACGACGCCUCCGUCCUGUACGACUUCGAUUUGUGCACCUUGUCCCAAAUCCUGGACCACAACAUGGAGGAUCCGCUUAGCGGAAUAAUGGUUGGAGCGAACACCGUCAAUGUCAGCAAUCUGGGACUGAGCAACGAGAUCGAUAAGCUUGUGGAGGAUGCCGAGAUGGCGCACCAGAACAACAACAAUAAUAACAACAACAACAACAACGAGGCCAACUCCCUCGGCGGAAACUCAUCCAACAACAAUAACAUUAUGAUUAACGGAAGCACCAAUGGGAGCAGCAGCAGCGACAAGAUGUCGGCUUCCGAGGAGAUCGAUUGCGUGGUGGAGAGCUGGACGAGCGUGAAGAGAAUGAAUGCCAUGGAUGGCAGUGCCUCCAGCAGCAGUGCCAACGGAGUGGCCCACCACUCGUUCCAGGAGAUCAUUGAGAUAGCCGAGAUUCUGCCCACCACCCCCAAGUGCAAUCAGUUGCUGGUGAAACUGCUGCGCACCAAGGCCCCGGAAACGGAGGGCAGCAAAAUAAUCAUGGCCACAGUAGCCAAGGAGGAGGAGGAGGAAAUGGAGGAUCUAGAGCAGCAGCACGACGAAGCCAUGGACACCUACAACAAUGCGGACGGAAACGUGGCGGCGCAGCUCCUGGUAUUCGACUAUGAUGACACGCAGAUCUCAAACGACUACACGCUGGCCAUGACCUUCAGUCGAGCCAAGUGCCCCAAGCAGUUGUGUAUCCUGCCGCACUUUAACCCCUCCGUGGAGCACAAGGACACUGGCUCCAUUUGUGUGGUGUGCGCGGACGGCACCGUGGAGAUAUACUCAUUGGCCGACUUCCAGGGCACUACACUGAUUGAGGAGGAGGGCGAACACUUCGAGUCGGUGGUCUACUGCCGCAACCUGGACAGGUUGUGCUGCUGCUCCCGCCAGGGAGGGCUGUUGUUCUACUCGCUGAGUGAGGGAGAGAACGAUUCCGGCGACGAGCUUCUUGAAAUGGAGGACGACUGCAGCACCACACUGACUCACGCCGCGGACCUGAGUGUCACCGACGGCGCCCGCAACGGAGGAGGCGUGGCAGAUCAGAGGGGCAAUCCCUUGGCCGCCAGUGAUUCUAUUAGCGUAGAUGUGGCCAAUGAGGCGGCGGCCACUGGAAGCAAUCCCAACGGCGUUCAGACAUCUCCCUCGUCGGCCUCGAUGGCCGGAAACGCCAAUCUGCUGGCGUACAAGGCCACUGAUCUUACCUUGGACGACCUUAAAGUCUUCUACGCCCUCACCCAGUUCGACGACAAGCUCACUGUCUAUUCUGCCGAGGUGCCCAGUUGCUGGAACGAUCUCGGGCAGGUGCAGAAGCAGCGUAAGCAGUCGCAGAACAUGCGUCAUGGAGGCGACGAUCGGGACUUCACCCGUACAUGGAGAUUGCACAACGAUGCUACCACUUGGGACGAGCACAUCAUCGAGCUGAACCUGGCUCAGCCGGUCUCCUUGGGGCACAUCGACCUGAAGUUCACCGUGUUCCAGCAGUGCUCAAAUCCCGCAGCCAUUCAAGUUACCCUGCUCAAGCAGAACACCAAUGGAUUUGGCUACCGCAUGAAGGGCCCCCACGCCAGCUACAAACCCAACGUCAUAGACGACAACAUUGAUCUCUCGUAUAUUGCCAAUGACAAUCCCGUUCUCAGCGAAGAGUACUUGCUGGCCCACAACGCAGAAGUCCUGGCAGGGCCCAUCGAGCUCUCUUCGUGCAUCGACCUCUGCGACCAAGGAGGCACCGCCACGCUCACCUCGCCGAAGCUCUUCAAGACGCGCACUCGAAACUUCUUGCUGCACAUCAAGACAGUAUCGGACCCAUCGAAGGAGGGCCAGAACAAGACGAGGGCUUCACCCCAGCGGCACAAGCACUCGCAUCAAGUAGAGGCCUUGGUGCAGCACAAUAGGCCUUCUAAGACCUCCCUUAACCUGGCCAACAUGAUCAGAGUGGUCAAGAGCUCGGCCCUCAAAUUAGCGCCCGCCAUGAUAAACGCCACUAUUAAUAUCAUUCACAUGAACAAGCCCAAGUCCGCUGUCGCUGUCGAGACCCCGAUGAUUUUAAGCAAGCUCAUGAAACCCAAGCCCGCGGGCCAGCCCGCUGCAGUUGCUCCCUCAGUGGUGGCGGCGACGGUAGGACGCGCCCAGCAGGAGCAACUGCUAUCGUGUAGGGAAGGCUGCGAUUGGCUGCACGAGAUUUCCAUCAGUGUGCGGGCCGUGAAGUCCCACAGCCGGAUCAGCAAUGGACGCAUGCAGCGAAUCGCCAUGCUGGAGAGCAACAACCUGCUGGAGCAGCUCUUCCGGAUUGCUUGUGAUCCCGCCUCGAGCCCGUUGGCCAAGAACCUGGCUCUCGAUGUGCUCAAUUGGAUUUGUUUCAUCCGGCUGAAUCGCUACCGUUCUCCGAAAUCGGAGCGCUUGAAGGAGCACAUCAACAAGCAGACUGCGGCCGGCAUUCAGGACCUUCUGGCCCAGCAGUUUGAGUGCAUCUCCCUCUGCGAGAAGCACAUUGAACAGCUCCUGCGCAACUGCGUCAUAUACAGCGAACGGGGCACCGCGCACAAGUGUGUUAAGCUGCUCAUCAUGCUAACAGAGGGCACCACCAACCUGCCUGCGGAGCUGCAGCUGCAUUCCACGUUGGACAGUAGCUUCAAAGCUGCAAUUGCCAAUACGUUUCCUGAGCUGCCCAGGGCUCAGUGCGGCAGUGUGGUGCGCUGGUACAUGAUGCUCACAUGUGCCACCUCCACCGCCGAGUCCCACAACAGCAUCUCCGAGCAGGCCAUCGGCCUCUUGAAGGAAAUCGCAGGCGAGAUAGACAAGCGCUGGGAUCCGUACUGUGCCCUGUUGAGCACCCGGUUCGGACUCUACGGCUAUCCCUUCGAGCCGGAGAUCUUCGACUUUGAUUUCCCGAACAUUAAUCGUCACGGAAGCAGCUCUUCAGUGGCCCUCACAAAUGUUAUUCGCAGCAGUGCCACAAUCCUGCCUGUGACUGGAUUGGACAUCAAGCGGCUGAGCUCCAUAGACGGAGUUGACUUCCGCACUUUCCCGUAUCUCAUCCGGGGCAAGAGCAUAAGCAAUCAACUGCGCGGCUUGUUGGAAGUCGUCCAGCUCCACUUCACUUGCGUGCAAACCUCCGAGGCAACUCGCAUUGACAACAUAGACAGUGUGGCGGGCAGUGCCGCCGCCAGUGUGGUAAUCGAAGAUGUAAUGAUGCUGCCAAAGCUGGUCGUGGCCAAGGAGAAGGAUGAGGAACUGCUUAACGAUCUGGUCAACGAUGUCGAGUGCUUGGUGGAGGAAAUGAAGGAAAAGGAGUCUAAGGUGGACAGCGACACCUUUGGCUUGGUCAACGGCUUCAAGGACAAGACAUCUGUUUCCUCGUUUAUGGAUCUGGAGUACGCCCUUAAGGAAGAGGUCAAAAUCGAGAAGGCUGCCAUUAUGAACAAGAAGAUAUCCAAGUUCCUGCCCACCCUCACUCUGUUCGACAGCUACAUCAAGAAGAUCAACGAGCAAAUCUCGUUUGAUGACUUCGGGAAGCUGGACAAUUGGGAACCCAACAAGAGUGGCGCCACGAGCAGCAAUUUGAUAGCUUCCGACACCGCUCCGGUAGGUGCUUUGGACGAAACUCCGCGAGAGCUCCAGCAGCAGCCAGAGGCGGCUCAACAAGCCCCCUCAUCCGGGGAUAGUGUCCUGGACGAUGCCACAGAGAGUGAGAAGAUCUUGGAGCACUUGAGCGCCAAUCCCUGCCCGCCCAUUGCGUGGCACAAGCUGAUCACUCCGCCGCCAAAGCAGAUGAUUGUAAUCGAUCGCAUUCACUCGGGGGCGCGACGCUUCGUGGUCCUGGACUUUGGCCAACACAUUUUGCUCACGGACUUGGUUAUUCCCGCAUGCGAUGAGCUCACCUCCCUGAACAUCGACAUCUGGUGCUUCGAUGAGGAGACGGACUGCACACGCCUGGCCCAGGUCAACGACAUCCAAACCAAGACCUUGGUGUUGAGUGACAUUCAGCCUCCGCCGAUAUGUCGCUACCUAAAGUUGACCAUCAUAGGCAGGAUCGGCAUGUCGUCGACCAAGUGCAAGAUCCCCCUAGGCCGUUUCUUUGGCCACCCCGUUGUUCUGGAGCACGAUGGCUAUGGGGAUCAGCUGAUGCGCUACAUCAAGCAGCCGGCCCAGAGCCUUCAGUCGCAGCUCAAGUCCCUGAACGCUCUCUAUGAGGAUGUGCACUGUCGCUACAGCUUGGCCAGCUGCAAGCUCAUGGACCUGCUGGCCCCGAUGCGGAAUAGCGAGCUCUCCAACGUUGCCCAUCUGCAGGCGUUCAUCAACAAGCAGCGGGACGAGGAGCUGAGUGGCUUGGACAACAGCAAGGUGGUCACCCUCUACGAUGAAUGCAUGCUGCUCCAGUACCAGAUCAAUGUAAUCCGGAAUGUGGUAUUCCGCUUGGAGCGGGCUCUCUCACCGAAUGGUGCCUUGCGAGUCCCUCCCACUCCUGGGGAUUCUGUCGAGGAGAUUCUGCGCGCCGCUUCGCGAGACAAGCUGCGAGUGCUCAGCCUCAGCUUGGUCGAGGUGCUGCUCCACUUCUCCAUCGAGUGGGGCAUCAAGAACAUUCUGCCGGUGCACCAGAAAUUCAACGCAGCCACUGCAAAGGCGUUGUUCAACUCGCUGGUUGUGUACGGCGACGCCCAGCUGCAGCUGGCCACCUGCUCGCUUCUAGUGAGGAUGUGCUGCUUCCAGCCUUGGUGGGGCGACUUCCUGGCCGACACUUUCUGCAGCCUAUUCUCGGCUCAGAACUGCAAGGCUUUCCCGCAGGACCGUAUCUUCUUCCUGCUGACCUACCUGGGCCGUCGCAGCAUUGCCAUGGGCGCCUGUCGCUCCAUUGUGAUCGAUGCCGUCCUGAAAACGCUCGUCAAACUCCUGGCCCCCAUUUCACCGCACUACAAGUUCCAGUCCGAGCAGCCAAGCACAUCGGCCAGUGCUGCAGAACGCGGUGCUGCCAUGGGAGCUACCUCCGAUCUGCAGCUCAUCACCUGGCUGCUCCUGUUCCUCUCGGUGUGUCUGGAUGACAACGAGCGGAAGGACAAAUCCGCCGCUCGCUGGGACUUCAUGAGCUGCGAGAGCGACUUCACCAAGACAAGGCCCAACAAUACUCCGAACAGCAAGCAACUUCGGUGCUUCAAAAAGCGCAUUAUCCAGCAAAACAAGUACUCGGUGCAGCCAUACACGGAUUGGGGCAAAAAGAUCUACAUGAUUCAGAACGAGCACCCCGGUAUUUUCAUGGAGCUCUCUACCAAGUCGAAGGGAAGUGGAGCCAGCAAGUCUACCUCUACUGGGGGCAAGGUCAAUAUAGGCUCAUCCGGCUUGUUUGUUUCCGCUGGGAGCUCAGGCGCCAGCAGCGGAUCGAAGGGAGUUGGCUCUGGGACCACCGCUUCGCCGAAGCACCAGGACUCUCCCGUGGGCGACGCCGGCCAACGGGACAGCAACUUCGACAAAGGACUGAAGACACUGCGCAUGGCCAACAUAAAGGUGGUGAUUCGGGGGCUGUUCGCUCUGCUCCUGGAGAUGGACUUCGACUGCAACAUGGACCAGUUCCUGCUGACCUGCAAGGUCAUUGCCCGCCUUGUGGCCGCCUGUCGGCCGUCGGUGCAGCUGUGCAAGAUUGUGACAACAGCCCAGCUGGAGCAGCUCAUUCGCCUGUCCGUGUGGAACGACCAGCAGCAACCUUGGGCAGUGCACGCCAUCACCUGUCUCCUUCAGGAUCUCUUGGAUGCGGACAAGCAGUUCAGGGAUAGCGAUGCCACGCCCACAAACGAUGGGCAGCGAUCCAUGGAGGCAGCUGUGCAGGACACGCGGGAUCUGUUCAGCGAUUACACGUCAACUGCUUCCUCGUGCUCCGAGGCACAAUUUGAGAUGCUGAUGCCGACAGCAAGAGAGUUUUAUCAAGAGGCAGUCAAGUACAACUACCUGCCGUCGCUGAUCGAAUGCGACGACACGGAGUUCGACGAGAUGCUCAACGACAUCGACAUGAUAGAGCGCACCAAGCCAGUAACCAAGAAGGAGAGCAACGCGCUCUGCAAGAACACGUUCAACUUCUUCUGCAAGUCCAUUUCCAUAGCUCUGGACUCCCGCUUGGACGCCGGUCUGGAGCUACACGUCGAGACGCAGCUGAGGCGGCUGACGAACCGAACCUCGUUGGAUCUCUACUCCUCGCUGCCGCAGGUGCUCACCAACGAGUUUGUUUCCCCGCCACCGGAGGCUGCACCCUGGCCCGAAUAUCUAACUCAGUUGUGGUCGGGCACGGAGUACAACGGCCGCAACACGUAUGUGAUGUUCAAAACGGUAUUCGAUUCCAUUCUGGCGGAUCUGCAUUACGAAGACACAUGGGUCCAUCUCGAGCAAGUACUGCAGAUGUGGCUCACGCUGAACUGCGAACUGUCGGAUAAGCCGUAUUCCAGUGGGAUUACCCACACGGAUGUGCCAAAGAUUCCAUUUGGCGCCAACGCAGUUCAGGGACUGCUGCUGGCCCUGGCCUGGCACAACGACAUCAAGCUGCGCACAUGGUGUUUGGGAUUCCAGUGCUUGUUCCUCGCCUGCAACUCUCAGCCCAUUGGGGAGGACGUUGAUAGCACCAGGAUCAACGAAGUCAUAGUAAACGAUGAGAACUUCGAGAAGAUGCUGUUGCGCUUUUUCUCGGGCUACGGCAUGAGCUCGUCCAUAAUCACAAACCGCUGCGCUGGCCCAACCAUCUGCAAGCACUUGCACGAGCUGCUUCUUUGGCUGCACAGCAAGAGCGAAACCAGUGGCCUUCCCUGCAAGCGACGGCUGAAGGACAUACUGCUGCACGUGGUGUUGCAGUUGGUUCAGCCUGGAGGCGCCAUCAGCAACCAGCAAGGGCCCAUCGAUGCCCAGAACCAGCUGGUGCGCGAUGUGCUCCUGAUGCCGAACGACAAGGGCGACCUCAACAUAGCCUUGAAGAUCAUCGAAAGUGUUUCCUUCCUGGUCUACAAUAACAUAUCCAACGGCGAGAAAUUGCAGUGUCAGCGGGGCAACGAGAGCAACAAUAUCGGCAACAACUUCAGCAACUUGUUCGCCAAUGUACUGGGCUCGGAGAACCCUGCCAAGCAGAAUGCCACAAUUUGCGACAACUCGCUGAUCAUAAACCUGAUGAAGUUGUGCGGGCACAUGGUGCUGACGGAAAUGCCUCGGCAACCUAGUGAGGUCACGAUUCCCGAAGAGGAGGAGCUGUCCAACCAAAGUCAGACCGACGAAACCAAAGCCGAGCAGCUUAACACCGAGGGACACCGCAGCAAAGUGCCAUGCAUAGCGGAUUGGGUGCUGCGGCAUUUUCCCACAAUGAAGCGUCUUUUCGGCACGCUGUCCCAGUGUUCCACAAACACCUUCACUAUGUCAUCGGGAUGCUUCUUCUCCCUGAAGUCCAAUGUGGUCUUGGACGAUCCGCAGACCAUAGCGGACAGUGUGUUUAGUCUGAUGCUGACUCUGAGCGACAAGGCUUCCAACCCGCGGCUGGUGGUGGCGCCUAUUUGCCAGUACUUGGAAGAGACUACUAUUCAACGGAACGCCUCCUUGCCGCGGUUGCCUCUGUCGGAGCCCUUCCUGUGGUAUGUUUCCAAGAUUCUGGAAGUUACGGCGGCCGUGCAAACUUUCACCCAACUGGGGGGCAUCAUGAUUAUCUGCCACAACUUGGUGCGGCUCAAUAAGACAAUCAUUAACAUGCAGCCGGGAUUGAUCUCAAUGAUCAUGCAACACAUGACGCGGAACACACGCCUCAAACUGAACACUCACGUAGCAGCAAGCAAUGUCUGCAAGAAGUCUACCACUCCGGGCGGCACCACGGUGGCUGCGGCAGCUCAGCCACCGAGGAGUGGAGCCCAGUACGAUGGCCUGAUCAACUUUGCGCCCUUCUCUCACAUCGUGUCCGAGAACGACGCUGCCCAGAGCGCCGAGGUGCUCAUCUCCAAUCCCAACACCACGCACCGGCGGCCGCGAUCCCCAGCCUGGAGCUACAUGUUCUACCCCAAUGAGACUCAUGUGGAUCUCACCAUUACCCUGCCCACUGCGAUCCUCUUGAAGGAGGUGCAACUGGUGCCGCACACCUCUAGCUUGGCGUCCUGUCCUUCGGCAGUGGCAUUGGAGCUGUCUAGGGACUACGGAGUGGGCUCCAUCCCAGUAGGGGCGCCUAUGGCUACCACGGGACUGACCUGCAUUCGGCUGAAGCUAGCGAAGGCGGAGGUGGCCACAAGCAUAGUCCUGCGGUUGUACAAACCCAAGGACUGUGGAAAUGUCGGCCUGGUGCAGAUCGCUGUCCUUGGGCAGACAAUCUUUGGCAAUCGGUUGCAGGGCCUGCGGUCACAGGGUCCCUUCAUGGACUCUCUCGCGUCCUGUUCUACGCCGCUGCCAUCAGGAGCCUUGGCAGCCAUAGACUCGGACACCUUGCCCGAUGACGAUGCUUUUGCCAAGACUAGCAUCGGCUGGGUACGCAUCUUGUCGCGCUGCUUCCAUGUGGCCGCUCUGCAACCGGACAGUAAGCUCUCCGACUUGAUCGCCGCCUACCCAGCCUCCUAUCCAGGGUUCCUAGAGGCCUGCUGCUCGCUUCUGAACAUCAUGCCGAUGAUCCCGAGUCUGGCGCAGCAACAUCUCGAGACUAUACUGCUAAAGCUGGGGGCCUACAACCACGAGCUCAGUCUGCAGCUGUUAAGGACGCUCCUAUGGCACACCACGCCCCAAGUAUUUAAGCUCUCCAGUGACGCGGUGUGCGAUUUGAUUCAUGAAGUGGUAACCGGAUCGGCGGAACACUUGGUGGACAAGCUUCGUGUGCUCAUAGACUGGGUGAUGCAGCUGCACGACAACUACUCGAAGCAGGCGCGCUGCAACAACCCUCAAAGUGGCUUUGUGAAGGUCAUUGCGUCGAUUCUGUGGAGAGUUCACGCCCAGCAGCAGUUGCCCGAGCUGCCGCUGCUCAUCUCUUCCUCGCUGUUCGAGACGUGCUUCGAAUGGGUCUCGAACCUGGAGCACGAUGAGCCCCUAAAGAGCAGCUUCGAUUCCCUGCUCUGUGCCCUGUGCUACAUAAAGCCGGAGCUGUUCAAUCAGCUCUUGGUGAAGCUGGGGGUGAAGCUUGAGCCGCCGGCGAGGGGACAAACAGACGACAGCAAAGUUCAGAGCGGCAGCGCCUGGUUCCGACGCGCGGGCGGUGAAAACCUCACAGUUCUUCUGCAGCGUCCCACAUUCCUCAAGACCCUGGCUCUGGCCUGCCAGUCUCCAGCAGCUGUCUAUCAGAUGUUGGACUCCGGCUUACCCAAACUACUGGCCCACGCGAUAUUAGAGUACUGCACCCAUCUGCUGCCAGGGUCAGAGCAGGGAAGCGCUGCCGCGGCUGCGACAAGAGACCAAGCUACUUUGUCAGCACCCAGUGAAGAGGAUUCCUCGCUCACGGACUUUGACAAAGCUGAGGCGAACGCCAGUAAUAAUGCUCCGCUGCUAAGCAGCACAAACGUACCAAAAGUCCUAGACUUUUUCGCGGAAUGCUGUGCCGAAGGACCCAUGCGGGACUGGCUGGGUACGAUGCAGGGCUCGGUGUUCUGGAAACCUCUACUCCAGCUGCUGUGCAAUACCCAUGCCGCUCACUUCAGCAAUACCCUGCCCAUGCAACAGACCUUCAUAAGGCUGGAACGGGCCACCAUCAACUUCUUCACAAGAGUGAGCGCCUGCCACCCCGGCAACCAGGAGGUUUUGACCGCCUUGCUGAUUGGGGCCAUCAUUUGCAAGCCACUGCGCUCCCCGCAAGGAGUCCGGCCCACCAUCUCUGGCUUCACCCGGCAGUUGGUGCUGCAGCUGCUGCUAGAGAAUGAACACAUCAACGUGUCCGUUAGGAGUAUGCAGCCGCUCCAGCGUCGGGACACCCUUUCCGCCAUCAUGGGCGGUGCUUCGGGAACGAGCGGUGCCAGCACCAGCUUGCCCGUAGCGGCGGUUAACAACCACCCAGCCAAGAGGAGCAGUGCCCACCACAUGCUCUUCACAGUGACCACCAACACCACAUGCCAGGAGAUUAUGCAGAAUUGCGUUAGCGUGUUUAGUAACUUAGUUUACCAACAACCAACAGAUCAAAGGGCUGGGGAGCAGACCAGCUCUUCCACUUCCGCCUCGAGCAGUGGACUUGCCGGCGGAAGUGCCGCCAAAUCCUCUGACGGCAAGAUCGACAAGAACAGCUUCAUAAAUUUCAACAGCAUGGAGGCGGGAAGCAUGGAGUUCCUUACCGUGGGAGCCGCUGUGGCGGCUAAGGACAAGCGGAUCAAGGACGCCAAAAACCAGGCGGCGGUCAACAAGGACAAGGAGACGCAGACUAAUAGCCUAAACCUGGCGCCCAACAUUUUCAACGUGGAAGAGUUCCUCUUGCAAACGGCCAAUGCUGCCAAUGGGAAUCAGCUGGUGGUACCCGAGUAUCCGGACAUACUGCUAGCUGGAGAUGCCACCAUCUCACAGGUUUUGGCCACCUUACGAGACGCUGGACACUCCCUGUCGACGCCUUGCAUCACGUUCAACCUGGUCCCCCAACAGCGGGGGUCAGAUGAAGCCAUCGAUGUCAAGAAAACCAAAGCCGUCUGCACGGAACCAUUGCCGUCUCCCUUGCAACGGUUCUCGAGCAGUGGUGGUCUCUCCCUGCUAGCCCAUUAUCUGCCCACCGUUUACCCAGAGCAUUCUGGCCGCAAGGCAACCUCGGUGACCAGCGAAAAGGAGAAGAGCCCCCCGCUCUCGGACUGGGUCAAGUUGGAGCCCAACGAUGAGAUUUACGAGGACUUGGAGGACACCAUUUGCGAACCGGCAGCGAAGCAGACAACUGUCAGCUCGGUACCGCAGCAUUCGCUGGCCGCCUUUGGUCUCUUUUUGCGCCUGCCCGCCUACUCGGAUGUCCUGCUGAGGGACAAGCUGCGAGCUCAGUGCCUGCUUCGCCUAGUUCUGGGGGUUACUGGGGACGGUGAAGGAAAUGACAUUUACAGUUUGUCCCUCGCGCCCUCCCUGCCCACAUUGCCCUUUGAGGUUUUCCGUCAACUUCUGGACAGUGUCCCGCUCUCUACGGACGAUGGAGUUUUGCUUCGACGCGUCGUUAUCGAGGUGGGUGCCAUGCACCUGGUGCUCAACUGCCUGGGCAUUUUCUCGCACCAAUCGCACAACAGCAGAAUCGGAGCCCCAACCUCUAGUUCGGUUGAUCCCUCCCCCAGUGGAGGAAGUAGCGGAAGUAGUGGCAACGGAAACGGCAACGGAGGAAAGCCCAGUGCAGCUGCGGAUGAGGCGACGCCCAGUGCCACCUCCGAUGACAAGAGUCACAUGUACUGGGCCAAGGGAACAGGCUUUGGAACGGGAUCGACCACCCAGUCGUGGAAUGUGGAGCAGGCCUUGCUGCGUCAGAAGAGCGAGGAGGAGCACGUAACCGUGCUGCUCCUGGUUUUGGCCAGCUAUAUCAAUCCGGGUGACUGCAUUCCCAGCGAAAUGUGCGGUAGCGACAUUCUGACGUACCACGAUGUACGCGAUGUAACGGGCGAACUGCCGCCCAUCUUCCAAACCCUUCUGCAGCAGUCCUGUCUGAUACCCGCCCUGAGCUCCUACCUGCGCAAUGAUUCUGUGCUCGACAUCACCCGUCACAUUCCGCUCUACCGUGCCAUUCUGAAGUUGCUCAGAGCUCUCUCCCUGUCCAAGAUGCUGGUCUCGUUGCUCCAGCCGUCAGUCAGCGGCAGUGGAGACAGCACUCCUCCCAUUGCCGAGUUGCUCACCAACAUGAAGACCUGCGUGGAUACCUACGCCAAGAGGCUGAAAGUCAACAAAAAGUCAAAUAUCAAAGGUCAAACCCAUCAGUUGACCUUCAAUAUCGACGACGGCGACGAUGAGGGGCUAGCCCUGCUCAUUCCGGACAUUCACGAGACAACCGUGCUCGUCCAGAGGACCACGGACGCCGAUGCGUUGGUCAACAAACUGCACUCCAAUGAGGACGGCAGUGGUCAGGUGGAGCGUCCGCUCAGCAAGUCCAUCGAGCAGCGCUACCUUGAGCUUAUGAAGAAACGCCAGUUCGACACAUACGACAUGAUUGUGGAGUCGGACAACAACAGCUUCCGCUUUGUGGUGGCGCACCACUUUGAGAAGAUGGUCCGACUGGCCGGCGACCGCUAUCAUCCGUCGCGGGUGAAGCGACUGGCCCAGGAGGCGGUGACCUUAUCCACUAGUUUGCCGCUGAGCUUUAGCAGUUCUGUGUUUGUGCGCUGUGAUACUGACAGAUUGGACAUCAUGAAGGUACUCAUCACCGGACCGGCGGACACGCCGUACGCCAACGGUUGUUUUGAGUUUGAUGUCUUCUUUCCGCCGGACUACCCCAACCUACCCAUGCUCAUAAACUUGGAGACUACGGGCCGACACUCGGUGCGCUUCAAUCCCAACCUCUACAAUGACGGAAAAGUAUGCCUCUCGGUGCUAAACACCUGGCAUGGCCGGCCAGAGGAAAAGUGGAAUGCUCAGACCUCCAGCUUCCUCCAGGUUCUCGUCUCCAUUCAGUCGCUCAUCCUAGUUCCGGAGCCGUAUUUCAAUGAGCCUGGGUUUGAGCGCAGUCGCGGCACUCCCAGUGGAACUAACUCGUCCAGGGAGUAUAAUAGCAAUAUAUACCAGGCCUGCGUGCGCUGGGCGAUGCUGGAGCAGAUCCGCAACCCCAGUCCCUGCUUCAGAGAUGUCAUUCACAAGCACUUCUGGCUAAAGCGCGAGGAGAUCUGCCAGCAGAUCGAGGGCUGGAUUGAGGAGCUGAGCAAGCCUCAGUACACAGAACGGGCCAGUCGCACCAUAUCCUUCAACUCGAUGGUCCUUAGACGCCACUACCGCCACUUGCGCGAAGAACUGGCCAAGCUGAAACCGCCGCGUGGCUUGGAGGACUUGGACGCACCCUUUAAUCCAGUGGCCACACUACCACUCAUUGAUGUUUCUGCAGCGCCGGUAGCUGCUAGUGGGACGACCAAUGUCCAGGUGGGAACGGAUGACACAAUUGUUCCGGAGCUUAACCUGCUAAACGAGAAUGAGGUCGAUGGAGACGGAGAUGCUGAUGCAGAUGCGGAUCCGGAAGAGGUCGGGACGCCCACAUACUUCAAGUUCCCUAAGGAGGAGGAAGCACUGGAAGAGGUGGUGGAGAUUCUCAGUGAUACUGAGAACGAGAGCACUGUGUGGCAAGAAAAAGAGGAGGAGGAGGAGGAGGAGUCGCCGUGAAUUGGGCUUAGCUGCUGAAAAGAGACGAAUGUGAUCUUGCUGCAUCUUAAAUGCCCCAUAUACUUUUAUUUAUACGAUGCUAACAGAAGGAGUACGAGUUCGAUGCGUUCUGUUUUACCGCCUUUAACUGUUUUAAUUUUUGUAAGAGAGAGACUGCAACAGAACUUGGUGUGCUUUACUUAAAUUGAAAAUCAUAAUAUUAUUAAUGCUAAAUUAAAACAAAAAAAAUUGCUCGUGCAGACAUACUGAGAUGCCUAAACUAAAAACAGCGAAUAUGCACUGUCAGAAAAUACUUUCCAUUCAAAAUGAAUAUCCCACAACUCCAUACAAAUAUGUAUGAUUAUUGUAUCGAACUUUUUAUAAAUGCUUAUAUAAACGAAAUCUAUCGAUUUCUACAAGAAUUAUAAACCCGUGUGUGUAUAGAAUAGGCAUGCAGCAUGCGAGUCAUUGAAUAUAUCACAACUACAAAAAACAGUAACGAAACAGAAAACAAAACCACCAAAACCAAAUUAAUGUGUAUUACAACUAUGAAUGUACGUAGUAAUUUAGUUAAAUAUUUACAGCAAAAUGUGAGAGCAGUUACUUUUUUCAAUUGAAAUAAAAACGAGAAAUAUAUUGUUUCCUCCAAAAUCAUAAAA
Molecule: messenger RNA, 16207 nt
Organism: Drosophila ananassae
Lineage: Eukaryota; Metazoa; Arthropoda; Insecta; Diptera; Drosophilidae
Gene: Bruce
Product: baculoviral IAP repeat-containing protein 6
Exons: 33
Coding region: 435-15569 (5044 amino acids)
Biological process (GO): negative regulation of apoptotic process; apoptotic process; regulation of cytokinesis
Cellular component (GO): nucleus
Molecular function (GO): cysteine-type endopeptidase inhibitor activity; ubiquitin conjugating enzyme activity
Source: RefSeq, a predicted model, not a curated record